AAAGGCUUGACGCCGAUGAGCUCUACGACAAGCCUGUCAAAAGGCUUGAUGCGGAUGAGCUGUAUGACAAGCCGGUGAAGAGGCUUGACGCCGAUGAGCUCUAUGACAAGCCGGUUAAACGGGCACUGAAGGUUUGAUCGGGGGUCAUAUUGAUGCUGAGGCACUUCUCCGCAUCAUGUUUCAGUUCUUGCAAUGUCCUUUCGUAAACAGAGAAUAGUCAGAAAGGCAGAGGAUUCAGUAAAGUCAACGUGCUUCGGUCGCAUGACGAAUGGGCCUUUUUCCAUACCUAAUAAAUGAAGGAGAUUCUCUCGUUCAGAUUUUCCCAUGCCUCGACAUGCCUUGAAGUAAACCGUAGCUGUUCAAGUAAGAGACAAAUGUAUUUUUUUAUUUUUUCUUUUUGCAAUUCUCAGCCUCGUCCGAGUAACGAAGCAUAAGGAGGAAAGAAAGGAUGGUUGUGGUACCGGCAGGGAUUAAAUUCGUCACCGCAUCAAGUCUGCCAUCGCUUUGUUUCUCCCCCUUCCCCCAGUGCAACCUCUUAAUCUCAAUACCCAUCCGUCCUGGCCAGCCAGUCCAUGACCCCUCCUUCCGCCUCUUGAUCCGAAUUUCAAAUGGCUACCUCUCCGGAGUUCCUCGUACGAGAUGCCGGGACCGUGGACGGCGACGACCAGUUCGUGGUCGCAGCCUUCGACGCAGCCAUCCCGUAUUUAACCUCGAUCGGAAGUCAUGAGCAGUGGGGGACGACACCCUUUUCGCACCGCGAAGGCUGGGUGGACGAAACUGUACAGCAGAUCAAAGAUUCCAAGAGUUCUACCCCCCAGAGCGACGCAAACAAGAACGGCGUGUUACGGAUCUUCAUCGUCGAGAAAGAGUGCCACGCAGACGAUCCAGAGAGUGUCGAUACUCACCCGGCGCAUUAUCGAGUCUCGUCCGACCGUCGAAGAUACCUCUCCGUUGGCUUUGCGUUCGUGCGGGAAAACUGGAUCCCGGGCUAUAUUGAGUCGCAGAAACAUCUCCAGGUACCGGACUCAGAACGGGAGAGCAACAUUUAUCUCGAAGUGAUGGUUACGGAUUCUCGGGUCGGUUCGUUGCGCCGUGGAGCGGGAAGUGCUUUGAUCCGGGGGAUUCGCGACUAUGGGCACAAGACACAGAAGAAGGCUUUCUGGCUGGAUGGAUGGGCGGGGAAUGAUAAGAAGCUCAUUCGGUACUAUGAGCAACAAGGCUUCCAGGUGGUCGGGGACUUUAGUCUGCCAAGAGCCAAUACGGCGCCAUGGGUAGGAACGCUGAUGCGGAUGGAUAUUUGAACCGAUUUUAUGUAUUCAGCUCUGUAUCAUCUCGGAGAAAUUAAAU
Messenger RNA from Aspergillus pseudonomiae, 1347 nucleotides. RefSeq lists its product as uncharacterized. The coding region runs from base 609 to 1301 and encodes 230 amino acids. The record is from RefSeq and is a predicted model, not a curated record. The transcript has 2 exons. NCBI's taxonomy places the organism in Eukaryota, Fungi, Ascomycota, Eurotiomycetes, Eurotiales, Aspergillaceae. Gene Ontology annotation, molecular function: acyltransferase activity, transferring groups other than amino-acyl groups.